AUUCCCCCUCCCUCCCUCUUUCUUCCUUUCCAUGUGUAUGCACAGGCAACUUGACUGCCAUGUGCUGUGUGGGUGUGAUACACUCUCAGCCUUCCUCAUGUGGUACGGCUGCCGGCUCGUGCCGUUGCUAGAUGUGCCAGCAACCAAGAUGAUGUUUGAAUGUUUGAAGCAGGGAGAUGCCAGCCGGCUUCAAGUCUGCGAGAGGCAAAACCUGCUCCUGGUUGAAUAUAACACAGUCUCUUGUUCUAGUCGGAGUAUCAUGGAACCAGGGGCGUGGACUAGGCAAGGCUACUGGGUCCCCUCGAUGUACCACAGUAUGGCUGGGCAGUACACCCUCUUGGAGAAGCAAGUCAUGUCUGACGUUUCACCUUGCCACCAUUGUCCCAGUUUCCAUGUGCUUCGGGAUUCAACCAACUGGCAUGAUGCCCAAUUUCCAGCUGGCUACAGCCCUCUGAAGCAGGAAGGCCACUGGUUUCCCAGGAAGGGGUGGGGGAAGAGAACAGCCUCUUCCCCAAAGGCCCUAUGGCACCAUAGCCCUUCUUAUGACGGGUACAAUCCAGUUUACCAAAGGGACAUGCACUGGGGAGCCAGCCACACAGACAAGGGUGAUCCCAAAGCCCCGGCACCUGGAGGUUCGUUGGUCAGCUAUAGAUGGAAUCAAGGAGCCUCUGCCAAAAACAGGAAGGAGCUCCCUGCCAGGGCACCUCCAAGCUAUGAAGCUCACAUGCUUCUGCGCCUGCGGGCACAACAGGGCCCACGCAAAGAAAACUGGCCUUGUCCUCCACCUUACCUUCCUCCUCCCUCCUACGAGGCUUCCCACCAUAGAGUGCAGCCCCAGAAACAGGCAGGCAAGUCAGAUUCAGCAGAGAAGCUUAUCCAAACUGGAGCUGCUAAGAAAUACCGAGAGAGAGAAGCAGGCUGUGAGUCAGAGCCCUUGCUUCACACGCCUGGGAGGAAGGCAGGCAAGUGGCAGACUAAAAUGCCAGGCAGCUGGAGCUAUCUUUCAGGGGCCAGAACAUGGGGUGGGCCAAGGAUGCAGCAGGAGAAGACCAAGUCCCCGUCCCAUUUGGCCUCUGACUGGGAUAUUAGUCCCCAACACCGAAGUUACACCCUCCCUCGGGUAAAUAAGAGGCACCAAGUCAUGCCAGUGCCCUGCCAUCCCUCCCAACACAGCCUUCCUGCUGGAUGGGGCUUUAGCCAUGCAGCCGGUUGGUGUAGAUCCAAGCGGGGUGGGAGCAGAGCAAAAGAGAAACAUUGCCAAGAGUUUUUCCCCAGGUGGAAGGAACCAAGCCCUUCCAGGAAACUUGCAGGGAGUCAGCCAGCUUUGUCCAAGUCCAUGCCCCGAAGGCAUGGGGGUCUAUUUGUAAUUGAUGCCACCUGCGUGGUGAUCCAGGCUCACUACAUUCCAUCACCCCAAAUGGAGCAGGUCUGCUACCUGGCUCACGGAGAAGCAGGUACUAUAAAACCCCACACAUCUCCUGGCUCUCCAGGCCCAAACCUAAUGGAGGAACGGGCUGCUCGUAUACUGGGCCUCCCCUUGCAUGAGUUGGAAGUCACAGAGGCAGGGCAGGGAAUUAAUACAUCCAAGAUCCCCAAACUGGAGAACGGUGCUAUACCUGGGGACAGUUCUAGAAGAGAGGAGGUAAAGAGGGUGCCUUCUGCUCCAGACAGUCCUAGGAAAACUUCUGGACCUCCAACCCCAAACCAUUCCCAGGUUAGGCCUGCAGAGCAGGAGCCAACCUACCUGGAGGGGAAAGGGACUGCAGCAUCCCCUUGUCCAAGAAGCCACGGCCUACCACGAAGGAAAGAAAAGCCAGGGAUUUCUGCCCAAAACCAGUCCUAUAUUUGCGAUCUGAAGGAAGCCAUGUUGAGGAUCCGCCGGCACACAGCCCCAGAUUCAGACACAGAUGAGGAGCUAGAGAAGGAGUGCCAGCCCGCCUGUGAGCGACCCUCAUGGGGAGAAAGGUUGAACCAAGAGGUGUUCAUGUGCAGAAGCAGCAGCAGCAGCCUUGACAGUAGCAGCUCCAAUGCCACAGUAGUGCCAGGAAAUGCCACUACUGCCUGGAGACCCAGGCUAGAAACUCCGAGGGCAACUGCAAGCAGGGAGGGGUCAGGUCCAGCCAAGGAAUGAAGACUGCAGAGAAAUGAAGCUCCAACACAGCUUACAUCAGUGAUGGUGAACCUUUUGGACUGCGUGUGUCAAAAAUUCAGCGAAUGCCUAACUGGCAUGUCACUUCCCCCCUCCCAAACAAUUCUCUAUUUCCUCCCCGCCCAUCUAGGCCACUUUGAAGAGCAGCCCUCAGCAGCAACACCAAGGCUGGACCUGAACCUAGGUCUCAACUUCACUCCUAGGGCAAUUGUUGCCCCUCAAAAAGGUUGCCUUGUGCCAUUUCCCAGGGCAUGCUAGCCUAUAGUAAUGGUGCAAUUGCCCCUGUGGCCCAACCAGGGCUUUUUUUUCUCAUAGAACGCCCAGAACGGAGUUCUGGCACCUUUUUUGGGUAGAACCUUGUAGGGUAGGCAAGGCGGGUUGUAUGACAUGUGUGAGUUCCAGCACCUUUUAGCACUGGGCCCAGCACUUCCCAGGGUUUGCUGUACACUGCUUACUUUCAGGCAGACUUUUCUUUCUGUUGACAGGCCCAUGCGCCUCCCGAAGGCUGCUUUGGGUCGUACAAGGCCUUCAUUUUUGAAGCAGCUACAGAAAAUGCUCUUGUGCAGCCUCUGCAGGCUCCAAAACAGCAUUCCUAUUCUCCCACAAUUUCUGGAGGCUCCACAGGCCGCAUGAGGGCACACCCCAUUCUCGUAUGUCCUCCACAGCCACCGAAAAUGCCACAAGAACAAGGCAUGCUUUUGAGAAUAUUUGCUGUGAGGUGUUGAUGAAUGAUGGUGUGUCAGCCAAAACAUUGUGGUGUGUCAUAGGUCCACAAUCACUGAUGUGGACCUUUUCCUUCCAACCCAGCUCCCUCUCCAAAGUGCCUAGUGUCCCCACACCUCUAUCUUCCUUCCUGCAUCCUUUCUGGCAGCUCAGGGACACCACUGCAAUCUUCCCCCUGUCCCCCAAGGGUUAGGACAACAACUCAACAGCCAGAUUUUGGCUCUGCUGCUUGGGAAUUCUGGAGGUCCCGCUACCAAUAUCAUAGGCAGGAAGUGAGUUUCCAAUAAGCUGUGUCCCUCUGCUCCGGUAAGGAAGGAAGUAUCAGAGUCCUUGCCUCAGUAUUCUGCUUGUUUUGUAGCACAACGGCUAAGAAUGGAACCUCCACUGAUAGUAAGCCUCCAAUUGAUGAAUACUAGGGACAACCCAUAGGAAUAAUCACCCUCGGUGUAAUACCUGGAACACCGAUCUUCUCAGGAUCUUCCCGGUCUGGCCUUAGCAGAAGACAAGAGAGAUCCCAGAAAGGAACAGAGAUGCUCAGGUGAGCAUCGACUUUCACUAUGUAGCUAAGAGACCUCCAGGAGGGAAAAGAGCUGUCAGGACUUUACUGCUUUGCAAUGUCUGUAGAGUUAUUGCUAGAGAAGCUGUACGUG
This is a messenger RNA of Crotalus tigris (Tiger rattlesnake), 3522 nucleotides long. RefSeq names its product dendrin (gene DDN). The transcript has 2 exons. NCBI's taxonomy places the organism in Eukaryota, Metazoa, Chordata, Lepidosauria, Squamata, Viperidae. The record is from RefSeq and is a predicted model, not a curated record. The coding region runs from base 32 to 2131 and encodes 699 amino acids.